Molecule: messenger RNA, 534 nt
Organism: Acanthosepion pharaonis
Lineage: Eukaryota; Metazoa; Mollusca; Cephalopoda; Sepiida; Sepiidae
Source: the annotation of a GenBank genome assembly
AUGUCUGUGAAGACUUUAAACACUUCUUUCUAUCUAUCUAACUAUCUAUCUAUCUAUCUAUCUAUCUAUCUAUCUAUCUAUCUAUCUAUCUAUCUAUCUCAGUCUAUUCAAUAUCUAUCUAUCUAUCUAUCUAUCUAUCUAUCUAUCUAUCUAUCUAUCUCAGUCUAUUCAAUAUCUAUCUAUCUGAGUCUAUUCAAUAUCUAUCUAUCUAUCUAUCUCAGUUUAUUCAAUAUCUAUCUAUCUAUCUAUCUAUCUAUCUAUCUAUCUAUCUCAGUCUAUUCAAUAUCUAUCUAUCUGAGUCUAUUCAAUAUCUAUCUAUCUAUCUAUCUAUCUAUCUAUCUAUCUAUCUAUCUAUCUCAGUCUAUUCAAUAUCUAUCUAUCUAUCUAUCUAUCUAUCUAUCUAUCUUUCUUAAACCAACCUUAACCGAGACUGUAGUUAUAUACGGCUUCAAACGGAAACAUCUGGUUGCCGAAAAAGUGCCACUUGAUCCCCUUUUUCAUAUAUGUCUUUAUUAUUUACUACCCCUUCGCUGA